This is a messenger RNA of Achroia grisella, 1694 nucleotides long. It is a transcript of the gene maf-S, whose product is annotated as transcription factor MafK. The record is from RefSeq and is a predicted model, not a curated record. Gene Ontology annotation, cellular component: nucleus. The coding region runs from base 242 to 655 and encodes 137 amino acids. The transcript has 4 exons. Lineage: Eukaryota; Metazoa; Arthropoda; Insecta; Lepidoptera; Pyralidae. Gene Ontology annotation, molecular function: DNA-binding transcription factor activity, RNA polymerase II-specific; RNA polymerase II cis-regulatory region sequence-specific DNA binding. Gene Ontology annotation, biological process: regulation of transcription by RNA polymerase II.
AUAAUGUAAAAUUGAUUGUAUCAUUUUAUCGUUUAGAGUUAUUAUUUAUGUGGUUAUCCAUUCACAAAAUACGUAAUUAAAAAUAAUACUUCAUUUUAUAAGUUACAUCUGAGUAAGCUGCCAUAAAUAAAUUUUAAUAGCUGAAUUAUAUUUUUUUAAACUGUACUAGUGUAAAUUAGGCAAGAGAACUAGAUCCAAUAACGGUAGACGCCGUUCUAUUUUGUGUCAACAAAAAAUUAUUAUGCCUCAUGAUUUAAAAGAGCUGAGCGUGCGAAAAGCGCUAAUGGCUCCACUUUCGCCAACACCAUGUGCAGAGAUCAGUGAUGAUGAGCUGGUCUCCAUCUCUGUGCGAGACCUGAACCGGCAGUUAAAGAUGAGGGGCCUCACAAGAGAUCAGAUUGUUAGAAUGAAACAACGUCGCCGAACAUUGAAAAACCGUGGCUACGCAGCCUCGUGUCGCAUCAAACGAAUAGAACAGAAAGACGAGCUGGAAACUGAGAAAAGUCAAGAGUGGCACGACAUGGAGAUGAUGCAGGAGGAAAACACUAGGAUCCGGGAGGAGAUCGACGCACUCAGAGGGAAAUAUGAUGCACUGAAAAGAUUUGCAAUAAUGAAAAACAUACCCUUACCACCAGAACUAGAAAUGGUCCCAUGAAAUUUUAUUCCUCCCAUAGACAUAAAUAUUGGUUAAGACGUAUUAAGAGAUGAUGGUUUAAUUUGUAUGUUUAAUGCUAAUUAAAUAGAUAAUAAUUGUAUAUAUAUUUGACGGCCUCAGUGGUGUAGCGGUUAAGCAAACCAUAUUACUACCGAUGUUUGCAGGUUCUAUUCCUCGCACGCUACAAACUUUUGUAUUAAUGAUUGUAUUGGUCUGGGUGUUUUCUACGUAUAUUAUGUAUGUAUUUAAAAAAAUGUAUUAAAUUAUUUAUAUCACUUGUCUAGUACUCACAAUACAAGCUCUGCAUAGCUUGGGACUAGGUGCUGUCUGAAUUUUUAAGGGAUAUUAUUAAUGUAUGCCAGUAAAAGCAAUUCUAUUAUAUUUAGACUAUAGACUAACUAACUAGACUAUAUUACAUAUAAUAACUUUGUGAAAAGUCCUCUGCGUAAAAAAAAACAAACAUUCACAAAUUCGACACACACAUAAAUAAGAAACAUAGAUAAUGACUAUAACUAUACUAUAGUGGUCUCCCAAUGGUCUAAAUUCGACCAUAAUUAAUUUAAAUUAUAAGUUUGAACAUUAUUAAUUAAGGUUCUAUUGUAUGCCAGUCAAAACUAGGCCUAUGCAUAACAAAAAUCUGCAGAUUCUGCCAAACUGAAGAGGAAACGCUACACUACACAUCCUAUGUGGUUGUAGCCCACUCAUGCAUAAACGAAAUAUCUCCUUUGGAAAGUUUACACUCUUUCCCGAGGAGAUAAAAACCAUCGCUCCUGAGAAUAUCCUUCAAUUCUUGUCCCUGAUUGGUUUAGGUAGUGAACUCUGACAAAAAGGCGAGCACAAUAGAUCUAUGUAGAUCGCAGACAAUAGCCUAAACAACCAAAUAAAAAAUAUCAAAAUAAAAAAGAAGGUUCUAUUGUCAAAGACUUGAAAACAUACCUCAAUAAUCUCAGGCACAGGCAAUAAACAAAAAGAGUAUAUACACGUGUGUAUAUCGAAUACAUGGUGUUUUUUUUAUUGAUAUAAAGCAUAUUUAUGUUUU